AUCAGUCCGUCCCGCGCCUGCACAGAAAUGUUAUCGCGAGGAGUUUUGAAUCAUUUUCAACAACAUUUUCCACACUCUUAUUUCUUUAGUGGAUGUUAAAUAAAUACUCAGUUUAAAUUCUAGAAAUAAUUAAGAGCUAAAUGAUUGUUGUGUUUGAUUUCCGGUCCGGAGUUUUUCGUCCCUGCGUCACGAGGACCGUCAUGCGGAAGUGAUUAGCUGCAAAGCAAAACAUCGAGAUUAACAAACAGCUGUGACAGUUGUUCAUAAAUCACUACUUUAUUUAAAAAGAAGAAGAAGAAGAGACAUGUCGUCGGAGGAGUUCGAGAAGCUUCAUGAGAUCUACAGAUCUCUUUAUGAGGAGCUCAAGUUAAUGCCGGACAGAGUGCUCACCUGUCGCGGAGAGGAGAGGAAGAGGCUGGUGAGGAGUUUCGAUGAGAGGCAGGGGGAGGCGGAGGAGGUGUUAGAAGGAAUGGAAGAGGAGCUGCGAGCCGCCCCGUCCUCCCACAGGAACGCCAUGAGCACCAAGCUGCGCAUGUACCGCAGAGAUCUGGGCAAGCUGCAGAGAGACAUGAAGGUCUCUGCUCCGGGCUCGGGCUCCAUGGCUGUGGGAGGAGGAGGCCAUCAUGGCAUCUAUUCAUCACAGAACCAGCAGAGUACACACCAGCAGUCCCAGAGAGCGUUGCUGCUGCAGGGCACAGAUGCUCUGAACAACGCCAGCCAGAGCAUCGAGCGGAGUCAGCGCAUCGCCAACGAGACGGAGCAGAUCGGCACCGACAUCAUCGAGGAGCUGGGCGAGCAGAGAGAGCAGCUGGACCGGACCAGAGACAGAUUGGUGCACACCGGAGAAAACCUCGGGAGAACUAGAAAGAUCCUUCGUUCCAUGGCGAGGCGGCUGGUGACGAACAAGCUGCUGUUAGCCGUCAUCAUCUUAAUGGAGUUAGCCAUUCUGGGCGCGGUGGUUUACCUGAAGUUCUUCCGGUGAUGAGCGACCCGUUCACCUGAGAGCGUUCAGAGCUCUGGAUCCAGGACUCUCUCCGGACUCUCUGAUCCUCCUCGAGCAAUAAUCAUGUUUUCUGCUGUGAAGGACGAUGAGCCUCUCUGUCUUUGAGGGAACGUUUGAACUAUUUAACGGACCAAAUCUACAACAUCUCCAUGGACAAACUGUGCGCUGACAUCUGCUGAUUUAUCAGAUUUUUAACGCCACGGACGCCAGACGCCCUGCAGGACGCUGCUACAGACCAGAGAGGAUUCCCUGCUAGGUUUUAUUAAAUGCCUUUCUUUCACAUGUUUUGGUUCUGACAGCGUGCAGCAUUAGCGAUAUAACCAGCUCCAUUCUCUUGUUUCCUAUCUGAGGGUCCUAACAGCCCGCGAGCGCCGCCGCAUUUUAACCCCGACGCCACGUUUCUAUUUUCCUCUCUGACGCUCUCGUAGACGGACGAGGAACGAGAGAGGAGAGCGCUCUCACUCCCUCUGCAGAGCUCGUUAGCUUGAUGUACAAAGUGGAGAUGACAGUGCUUCAAUAUCCACAUCAUGAUUGACAUGUUGACCUUUGACCUCUGUCAACACCGAAGGAAAAACUUCAUUUGGCUCACCGCGAGACGUUUACUGACGAGCCAAUACAAAGCACCACACUUCAGAUUGUCAGCCUUCAAAAUAAAAGCACCACAUUUCAGAUUAUCAGCCUUCAAAAUA
Molecule: messenger RNA, 1692 nt
Organism: Labrus bergylta (ballan wrasse)
Lineage: Eukaryota; Metazoa; Chordata; Actinopteri; Labriformes; Labridae
Gene: vti1b
Product: vesicle transport through interaction with t-SNAREs 1B
Biological process (GO): intra-Golgi vesicle-mediated transport; retrograde transport, endosome to Golgi; macroautophagy
Cellular component (GO): endoplasmic reticulum membrane; ER to Golgi transport vesicle membrane; SNARE complex
Molecular function (GO): SNARE binding; SNAP receptor activity
Source: RefSeq, a predicted model, not a curated record